Molecule: messenger RNA, 2814 nt
Organism: Macroventuria anomochaeta
Lineage: Eukaryota; Fungi; Ascomycota; Dothideomycetes; Pleosporales; Didymellaceae
Exons: 2
Coding region: 50-2656 (868 amino acids)
Biological process (GO): double-strand break repair; DNA double-strand break attachment to nuclear envelope
Cellular component (GO): Cul8-RING ubiquitin ligase complex; nucleus
Source: RefSeq, a predicted model, not a curated record
CACCCACGCGCUUUGCGCCCGCCAAAGUCACGUCCCAUACUUGCCCGUCAUGGAAGACACAACGGUGCUAGACGAUUCGAAAGGCCUGUUUAGAGAUUUUAGCUUUACCAUCAUACCCAAUGGCUUGUCAGAAGACCGCCUCAGCCAGCUGCAAAACGAUAUUGUCGCCGCAAAUGGUACCAUAAUACCCUUUGACGCUUCCAAAGGGCGCAUCGAACGACUCGAAGAGAUCAACUACAUUGUAUCUACAACAUCCGACUUUCCCGACUACUACGGUGCGCUGGACCUUAUGACACACGUUGUAAAGCCGACAUGGGUAGACCAAUCUCUGAAAGGGAACAAGACGAAGAACCCUCGCACAUACAGCCCAGACCCUGCGCUGUUCAUGAGCGAUGUCAUCAUAUGCUGCGGGAAUCUGCCGAGUGGAGACAAGGAGGCCAUACAAGGCGGAGUGCUGGCAAUGGGAGGACAGUUCACGGAGCAGCUUUCGAAAACAGUUACACAUCUGAUCUCGCUGGAUCUUGACGAUCAUCGAUGUCAGCUGGCCAUCAGCAAGCGCCUGAACCUCACAAUUGUACUGCCACAUUGGUUCGAUGAUUGCCUGAAGGUUGGACGCAGAAUCUCAGAACGACCGUACACCUUACCCGACCCCGAGAUCCUAAACGUGGAGCUCAGCGCCGUCCCCACAGCACGAACGAGCCAGCAGAUACGCGAUGCGACCACUCCAGACCCGACUAACGAACCCAUUCCUCAGAUGCCAUUAGCACGCUCUGAAGCGCCGCGAGCAGUACAAGCAUUUUCCGGGAAGAAGGUCAAGCUGGGUGAGGAUCUCAAUCUCAACAGCAGACUCAAGGGUAUCAUAUCCGGCAUGAUCACAAACGGCGGUGGAGACGUGACUACCAAGAUCAAAGAUGCGGACAUAUACGUGUGCAGCUACCGAGAUGGGGAUGACUAUGUCAAGGCAUCACAAGACGGGAAGGAUGUGGGCAACCUCAGCUGGCUGUACUAUCUCAUAACACACAACAUUUGGACCAACCCAAUGAGGCGGUUGAUGCAUUAUCCAAGGCCUCGCAAUGGCAUACCAGGAUUCGAGGGUUUCAAGAUCAGUAUAUCAAGUUACACUGGCGAGGCUCGUGUGUAUCUCGAGAACCUUGUCCGAGCCACCGGGGCCGAAUUCACAAAGACAUUCAAGCAAGACAACACACAUCUCGUUGCCGCGCACAAGAACAGCGAGAAAUGUGACGCUGCUCAAGAAUGGGCUGUGAACGUUGCCAACCAUCUCUGGCUAGAGGAUAGUUACGCAAAGUGCAAGCUCAUGCCCAUAUCGGACAACCGCUACACCUACUUUCCUUCACGAACCAAUCUUGGAGAGGUACUGGGCCACACCGAGAUCGACCGAGAUGCGACAGAGAAGAUGUUCUUUUCCGCAACACGCAAACUUGCGAAGCCAGUCAAGGUACCGGCAGCACCCCCAGCUGACUUGGUAGCACAGAGGCUACCGAUUAGCAGAGCAGCUAGUGACUCAGUGACCCGUAGCUCACCAGCAGCGGAGAAGGUCAAACGCACGAAGACGACCGAUACCGCUCAGACACCACUUGCUGCGAGGCAUCUCGACGGGAAGGAGAAUCAGACACCAGGGAGCCGAGGCGCGAAGGACCGAGCACUAUCGAAACUUCACAACGCUGCAGAUGACAUAGCAGCCUUCGAGAAAGAGAUGAAGCGAAAGGGCGGCGUCAUACAUGGCGGGAAGCGGAGAGCAGAAGAUGAGGUAGAAGACAGGACGAAGAAGGCAAAGGGAGGACGAGACUCCGUCUCAAGCAAACGCUCGGCGGACGAGCUCGAUCGGGAUGACCAGACCGAAGAUGAGGAGACAGAAGCACCGACGAGGAAUAAAAAAGCCAAGAAGGACAAGCUUGAGCCCAUCAAGUUCCGCAUGUUGGUGUCCAAAGACGAGCGGUGGGCUGGCAACAUGGACAAGGAAUCCAAGGAUAAAGCGCGUCUGCGCGAGCUUGGUCUCUUCAUCACUGAAGACUUCAAGAAGGUCGACAUCCUCUGCGCACCGCACGCUGUACGAACCAAGAAGUUUGUCGCAGCCAUGGCCUGUGGACCAGCUCUGGUAGGAUCAUCAUAUCUCGAUUUCGUCCUGAAGAACCACAAGCUCCCACCGCCAGAGAAGUACGCCAUGGACGUCCGCGAUUUCGAAAAAGAGCACGGCUUCAAGAUGGUCGAUGCUGUCGAACGCGCCAUACAGAACAAGCACCGCCUCUUCCGCGACUGGACGAUCUUCUGUACGGAAAAGGUGCCUGGCGGCUUCGAAACCUACAAAGACAUCAUUGAAGCAAACGGCGGCAAGUGCUCGCUGUGGAAGGGUCGCACUACCAACAUCACAGCGACAAAACGCCUCGUAAACGCCUCUGCUGGCGAAGAAAGUCAGAACCAGAAAGAAGACGAAGGCGACGUUCUGUAUCUCAUCUCCGACGCUAACAGCAAGGAGUUCACUAACUGGGCUAAGUUCCGCGAACUGGCCAAGAAACACGAUAUGGUACCUCGGAUCGUAAAGACCGAGUGGUUGCUGAUCAACGCGAUGGCGCAAUACGUGCAUUGGAAGCCUGAGUGGGAGCUCACCGAGGAGGUAGUCAAAGCAGCGAAGUCAUGAUAGCGUUAUUUAGCCCUUGUUCAUAACGGGUAGAGCAACAGGCGUUCAGAUACGGGCAUUGGGUUCAGGACAGCGUACAAGCGAUUUUUUGGGUCGAAGGAAAGCCCGCGAUGUUUGAGGAUCUUAGAAGGACAUUAAUAUGUUCGUAUUGAUAGAGG